Molecule: messenger RNA, 1272 nt
Organism: Sebastes umbrosus (honeycomb rockfish)
Lineage: Eukaryota; Metazoa; Chordata; Actinopteri; Perciformes; Sebastidae
Gene: jun
Product: Jun proto-oncogene, AP-1 transcription factor subunit
Exons: 2
Coding region: 283-1263 (326 amino acids)
Biological process (GO): regulation of transcription by RNA polymerase II; regulation of cell cycle; regulation of cell population proliferation
Cellular component (GO): transcription regulator complex
Molecular function (GO): RNA polymerase II cis-regulatory region sequence-specific DNA binding; transcription factor binding; DNA-binding transcription factor activity, RNA polymerase II-specific
Source: RefSeq, a predicted model, not a curated record
UCAGCUCAGAGUAUAUACACACAGCCAAGGCAGAGGAAGCACCAUAGACGGAGACAGUCGGUGCUUGAGGAGAGAAGUAAGAGCGCUUUUCAUUCAAUACAAGAAGUCUGGAUACUUUGUGAACUUGUUACAACUCUGAACAAUCAACCACCAGCUGGCUGAAAGAAAGUAAGUCCUGUUUUGGGAAGCUUUUACACACAGAAAGGACGUUUGGAAACCAAGCCGAGAAGAGAAAGGAGAGCUUAGUAGAAGACUUUUCUAGCUACUUUGGUUUCCUCUUCCAUGUAUACCAAGAUGGAAACUACUUUCUAUGACGACUCACUCAACGCUUUCUCCCAGCACGACAACAACAACACCACCGUGUCCGGCUUCGGAUACAGCAGCAACGCCAAAGUGCUGAAACACAACAUGACACUGAACCUCACCAACCCAACUGGCUCUCUUCACCUGAAACCUCACAAAGCCAGCAGCGACAUCCUCCUCACCUCUCCGGACGUGGGCUUGCUGAAGCUGGCCUCUCCGGAGCUGGAGCGCCUCAUCAUCCAGUCCAGUAACGGACUCAUCACCACGACACCGACACCGACACAGUUCAUGUGUCCGAAGAAUGUCACCGACGAGCAGGAGGGUUUUGCAGAAGGCUUCGUGCGAGCUUUGGCUGAGCUGCACCACCAACACAUGCCGGGAUGCACAGGUAGUAAUGCCAGCAUCACCUCCACCUCGGCUCCUCAGAGUGUCAACACCGCGUUGCCACCGGUUACAUCCGUUACCGGAGCAACCAUGCGCUCAGACUCACCAGUUUAUGAGGAUUUGAGCACUUUCAACCCAUCCAUCAGCACCGUUUCUGCGCCAAACUACACCACCACAGCUCCGACUAUGAGCUUCAACUCUGCUCCCCAGCUUCCCAUCUACUUGCAGCAGCCAUCCUCUCGGCUCUCUGCGCUCAAAGAGGAGCCACAAACCGUCCCGGAGAUGCCCGGAGACACGCCUCCUCUCUCUCCGAUCGACAUGGAGAACCAGGAGCGCAUCAAGGCGGAGAGGAAGCGCAUGAGGAACCGCAUCGCAGCCUCCAAGUGCCGGAAAAGGAAGCUGGAGCGCAUCUCCAGGCUGGAGGAUAAAGUGAAGAACCUGAAGUCGCAGAACUCGGAGCUUGCAUCCACAGCAAACAUGUUGCGUGAACAGGUGGCUCAGCUGAAGCAGAAGGUGAUGAACCACGUUAAUAGUGGAUGUCAGCUCAUGUUGACGCAGCAGCUCCAGACCUUCUGAAGGGUUGAA